Messenger RNA from Caenorhabditis briggsae, 1257 nucleotides. The coding region runs from base 1 to 1257 and encodes 418 amino acids. Lineage: Eukaryota; Metazoa; Nematoda; Chromadorea; Rhabditida; Rhabditidae. The transcript has 6 exons. The record is from RefSeq and is a predicted model, not a curated record.
AUGUCUCUCUACGAACCAGCUGAUGGUCUUCUGGGGACUCAUGUGACGUGGCAUGAUGUGGAAAUGGAGAUGCAAAGAGUCCUAGGGACCAAUGCACGCUUCGGAGCCAACCGACAGAUUCGUGAUAUUGGAGAUAUGAAGGGAUUCAUGUCAAAAAUCGCCAUGAUCCAGGCAGAUUGGAACUUUCCAUCGCAAGAAGACUUCCGAAAUCUACCAGAUAGAAUCGCUGUGAAGAUGUCAUCUGAACUCUCUCUAUACGAUUUCUCUACUCUUGUUUCUUCCGAGAAAUGGGGUGUUGAGAAAAUGAAGUCAAUGACAUCACACGUCAAGGAACUACACAAUCGCGAAGUUCAUAUGUACAAGAUUCUGGGGCGAGAGCAACCAGAUUGUCCAACUGUUAACGUUCUAGCUCUCGAAGAGUUUACUGAAUACACACCGUUGAAAGCCUACAUCAUCUCUGAAUACAUUCCAAAUCUUCAUGAUGUGGCAAUGAGUGACAACGUUCCAUUGGAAGAUAUUUGGGCAGUUGUGGAUGGAAUUGCUGCGUUUUCAGCAAUGGGAGAGAGUAUGAGUGAUGAAGAAAUCAAAACAGCUACCAAUGGCUACGGUUAUAUUGCAGAUGCAAUUGAACACUUUUAUGGAGAGCAUAGCCCGGACAACAUGCGCCAGAAUCUGAUUGAUGUUUUGGGAGUAGCAUUUGAGGAGAAAGUUGAUGAGGCAAUGGAUAUUUUUGAAAUGAUUUGUGGCAGUCCGGAAAUUCAGAAUAACUAUUCAAAAGUGUCGCAAUAUUUAGGUCAUUUCCCAGUGUUAAUGCAUUCUGACAUCUGGCCAUCUAAUUUGCUCUUCUCACGAUCCUCUCAAGGACAUCUGGAAUUCAAAGCUCUCAUUGACUUUCAGACUGCAUCCAUGAGCUCUCCAGGACUAGAUGUGGCGUGUUUAAUGGUCACAUGUCUGUCCAAGACGGACCGCCGAGCAUGCAAAGCUGAGCUUCUCGAUCGUUACUACGCUUCAUUUGUGAAAAGCUUGAAACCUCAUCAAUCAAUUCCUUAUACUAGAAAACAACUAGAAGACUCUUAUGAUCUCUGCUUCCCGGCUGCAAUUAUUCUUAUGCUUCCCUUCAUUUUAUCAUUUUCAUUACGACUCGGUGAUGUGAUCCCAGAGAAUUCAAUUGACAAGUCAGCUGGUCUGAUUGAGGAUUUGAUUGCUGUACACAAAUCCAACUUACGAAAGUUCCCAGGAUUCUUUGAAUCCUGCUGA